Molecule: messenger RNA, 2928 nt
Organism: Dendronephthya gigantea
Lineage: Eukaryota; Metazoa; Cnidaria; Anthozoa; Malacalcyonacea; Nephtheidae
Exons: 5
Coding region: 68-2368 (766 amino acids)
Biological process (GO): cell surface receptor protein tyrosine kinase signaling pathway
Cellular component (GO): cytoplasm
Source: RefSeq, a predicted model, not a curated record
GAUAAAUGAUCAUGAUCAUGACGAUCAUGAUUUUGAGUCGACAGCAGUAGAAUAUAAAUUUAACAACAUGACUUCAAAUUUUGAGGAAAUAUUUCAGGGAUGGUUAGAAAAAGAAGAAUACAACACAAACAAAAGCUUCCUCAAAAAGAGUAAGUUUUGGAAGAAAUGUUUCUGUGUCUUGCGGAGAUAUGACGGUGAUUCCAAUGUUUACCUGCAAUGGUUUGAAAAGGAGGAAGACUGGAGGAGAGAAUUUCCAAAGGGAUCAUUUGGACUUUUCCCAAAGUAUUCUGUUUAUAAGCAUAAGACCGAUAAAGGGAAGAACUAUUUUGAGGUUUCAAAUGAUGAAGAAGCUCACUAUUUCUUAGCUAAUAAUGAAACAACUAUGGAUUUAUGGGUAAUACAGCUGAUGAUGCAGACAAGACUUAACUCAUCUAUGAUUGAAACCAGCUUCAGGGUGAAGGGAGCUGAGAGCAAGCACCUCCAAAGAAUUGGUGCAAAGAAUCUUAACUGUUUAUUGCACUUAUCUGAAUGGGGAAUCACACUUGCCUUAGAGCGAACCCACUCUGUUCUAUCACAAUGGCCGCUAACCACCAUACGGAACUACGAAUGCACAGACAGCAAUGAGUUUGUGUUCGAAGCAGGCAGAAAAUCUCCAAUGGGUGAAGGAAAGUAUGAAUUACUUACAACCAACAGUGAAGACAACCUAAUUUUUGAUCAACUUGAUCACUACACAAGUUUGCGAGCUAGCCGAUUCAGGUCAGCAGGUGGAAGGAAUCGAUUAAACUCUGCAAAUGACGAGGAAAUUGCUCAGGCCUAUGGACAGUUACGUUGGAGUGUCAUGUUGACUAGUUCACAGCUUAAUUUGGGAGUAAUCAAUACGAUGCCAAGUCAGCCUCAAGCCAUCGUACAAAACAACCAUCAUCAAGGCGUGUACGACCAUUUGGAGCGCAAGUCAAGUAUUCAAUCAACGAGUACCGCAGUUGCUGUUUCGUAUGAUCGUCUCGAUCGCAGUGGAAGCCUCAGUGAUCGUUUAUCUUUAGAAAGAUCAUACAGUCGACUGAACAAUAACAAGACUCCACCUCAUAGAAGCCAAAGCCAACGCUCUAUUCAGGAACGGAAUAUCAGCGAUUCCUACGACCAUCUAGAACGAACGCUAAGUUUUGACGGAAGUCCCUCUAAAGAGGAUAGCCGUAGCAGGUCUUUUGGUAGCCUAGAGCGGACCCGGUUCAAGCUCGCAAGUCCACCGCCCGAGGAUAGUUAUAGCCAUCUGUCGCGGCACCGGCAUGCAUCGCUGCCGAGCAGCAGUAGUCCAAGAAAGAAUAUGGAGUUUUAUGAUAAGCUUGAUAGAUCUACAGCUAAUUUGGAUCAAGGAUCUAUUGUGAACAGUUACGAUCGACUUAACAGUAUGCAGGGAAGUGUGAUGUUGGAUAGGGAUAUAGGAAUGAGUCCUCCCACAACACCCUCCAAUGAUCCAAACGCGUAUGAUACCUUUGGUAAUAAGAGAGCGCACACUCCUUCCUCGUAUCCAUUUGUCAAACCAGGCUUUGGGGCUCAGGACACAGAGCCGUUGGUGGUUGAACUUCCCCCACCUCUACCACAUAAACCAUCUUUUAUGUCAGGAAGCGGACAAAAGGCGUCGAUUAGUUCUGAGAAGAAAAACGAACCCUUGCCACCAAGACCACCUGUGAAUGAACAGGACAAACCUUUAGGACCUGAACAAGAUGUUUUUGAUUUGCAAAGUAGUGGAGAAAACCUAGAAAACAGGCAGGAUACAAAAAUGGAGGGAAACAUUGGUUCGCUUUAUCAAUCGGUAGAUGACGAAGAAUCUAAAAAUAACCCAGAAACUAAUGGUUCUCACUACCAGGCUGUAGACGAUCAGAAGAUAGCGUCCGAGUACGACGAACCCCAACCACGGGGUAGGCUAAACACACACUCCAGUAACCCUGAUCUAACCAAGAUAUCAUGGAGUAGUAGAGGAACAUUGGAUCCAUCAAAACGGACAACUCUUCAUCGCAGUGCACCCUCGCUAGCACUUUAUUCUGUCGUUGACAAGAAGAAGGGAUCCAAAGGAUCGCCGAAGUUAUCAAAAUCUGGCAGUACUUUUAAACUGUUUAAAAAGAUCGGCCGCUCAUCGAAGAAAGAAGAAGACAGUUACGAAAAAGUCCCACGAAAGAAUAAGAAAUCCCAAAAGAGGGAUAAUAAGAUUUUAUCUACUUCAAGUUUGAAGCCUUUGGUGGCGGAAGAUGACACAGUGUCGUAUGUUGAUAUUGAUGGAGAGGAGAGUGCGAUUGCGCGAGAUUUGAUGGAAAGACGUGAUUCAAAGCGUCCUCUACCAGAUUUGCCCGCAGCCUCAACUGCGGCCGUCUAGUUUAGCCUAUUAGGUGUAGGGGAGCCUUCGAGCACCAGGCGUUGGCAAAUGUCAAUCGCUCAAAACUAAUAAGAAAUUAGCAAAAUUAAACGCAUGUUUUUCUGACACAAAUAAGUCCAUGUUGAAGCUUUUUUAAAUCUUCCUACCGAACAUUAUGUAUUUUAAUAACAUGUUCUAAUAACUCGAGUCGACCGUUCGACCACGAACCUAAUUAUUGAAACCUAUCUGUACUAAAAAUGUUUAAAAAUGGGAAAUCAAAUGAUGAAAACGUAUGAUUGAAAAGCUCGUGAGUUGUGUUGGUUGCCCUGCUAUGCACACCUAAUAUAAUAAGAACUUUUUUAGAUUUUAAAAUGCAAUGUAAUUGUAAAAUUUAGUAUCUUAGAACUCGUAUUGCAAAGCAAAGAUUUUCUUUUAACAUUUUAGUAAACAUUAUAAUUAGCACGGGAUAACGGUAAGGUAUAUCCCAAGGGCAUAACUUCUUCAAACUGAUUCAUAGAUUAAAAAUGGUAAUUAUGUAAUUUAUGUUAUCUUAAAUCAAUUAGAAAUAUAUAUUUAAUUAG